GAAAGUUUGCGGGACACAACAGUAUAUAAAGAGAGUACGAAUCUCCACUCAUCACUCAUCACUGGCCUACCUGAGGAAGAGUACCUGAAGAAAACAGUGAUUUAUCUACUACAAAAGACAAGCAGCACCACCAUCAUCACCACCAUGAAGGUUCUGAUCAUCUUUGCACUACUUUGUGUCGCCCUCUCUGCUAGGGCAGCAGCAGUUCCUGUGGAGAGCGAUCCUGUGGAGAGCGAUGCUGUGGCGGUAGAAGAGCCAAAAAGUGCCCCAGGGGAGGCUGUUGAGGUUGAGGCUCCUGCAGCAGAAGAGAAGCUGAGUGACGGCCCAGGUGUCUUUUCAGAAGCUGAGAUUGAGGCAGUUGAGGUGGUUGCAGCAGCACCUAAAGAUAAAGCGGCACGCAGGUUCUGCCCUGACGGAUGGUUCAGCUACCAGUCCAAGUGUUACAUGUUUGUGAACACUCCUCGGUCCUGGUUCGGAGCCGAGGAACACUGCAAUGAACUGGGCGCCAGCCUGGCCUCCGCCGGCUCCUCCCCCGAGUAUCGUUACCUGCAACAGAUAACCAGAACAGCCAACAGAGCCACCGCCUGGAUCGGUGGAUUCUACCUCCAGGGAACUUGGAUGUGGAUCGACCGCUCAGGAAUGUAUUACACCAACUGGUACAGCCAGAGCACCGCAACCAGCAACUCCUGCAUGUACCUGCAAUCUGCUGUGGGCCAGGGGUGGAGGAACCUCGGAUGUGGCGGACAAUUACCAUUCAUCUGCGUGCACAACUAUCGCUGUUAGUCAACAUUGCGAAGAUACUGUUAAUUGCUUGACACCUUUUCUAACUGCUUUCAACAUGUGCUUUGUUUACUGACUGUAAGUGACUUUAAGUGUUCGUCCAAGGGUUAAAUGUGAUGCAAUUUCAAAUGUAAUUGCCCAUUUAUGUACCUCAACCUUUAUUAUUUUCCAGUAAUAAACAUUUUUUAAAGUA
Messenger RNA from Salmo salar (Atlantic salmon), 973 nucleotides. Its product is annotated as ladderlectin. The record is from RefSeq and is a predicted model, not a curated record. NCBI's taxonomy places the organism in Eukaryota, Metazoa, Chordata, Actinopteri, Salmoniformes, Salmonidae.